AUGUAGACAACUGGACCUACACCUGCACCGUCUACAGCAGGGAGGGAAACAUCCUGCUGAAGAAACAAGUGGAGCUGAAAGUCAGAGUCUGUCAGGUGGAGGUGGAGGAGGGGGCGGAGUCUGUCCAACUGCCCUGCAAAACAACAGAAAACCUGCCUGAAGAUAGUAGAGUGGAGUGGGAGCGCAUUGAACCUGGACUCAUGAUGGUCCACGUGUACGAGAACGGCUCUCACCAGCCUCACAGUCAGGACCAGGUUUACAGAGACCGAACGAAGAUGAAUGAAGACCUGCUGAAAACUGGAGACCUCAGUCUGACCCUGCAACACCCCACAGAGAGAGACAGUGGAGAAUACAGAUGUGACGUCACGAGGAAUGGCGUGAUUAGAAGGAAAAAAGUGCACCUCACAGUCAAAGUCUGUCAGGUGGAGGUGGAGGAGGGGGCGGAGUCUGUCCAACUGCCCUGCAAAACAACAGAAAACCUGCCUGAAGAUAGUAGAGUGGAGUGGGAGCGCAUUGAACCUGGAUUCAUGAUGGUCCACGUGUACGAGAACGGCUCUGACCAGCCUGAAGAACAGCACCAGGAUUACAGAGACCGAACGAAGAUGAAUGAAGACCUGCUGAAAACUGGAGACCUCAGUCUGACCCUGAAAUACCCUACAGAGAGAGACAGUGGAAAAUACAAAUGUGACGUCACGAGGAAUGGCGUGAUUAGAAGCGAAAAAGUGAAGCUCACAGUCAGAGGGAGAGUUCAGGUCCAGGAUCAAACAAGGGACAUCAGUAACAGAAGCAGCUCCAUUGAUCUGACUUCUCAGAUGGCUGAUCAAUCAGUUUGA
This is a messenger RNA of Oreochromis niloticus (Nile tilapia), 833 nucleotides long. Its product is annotated as junctional adhesion molecule C-like. Gene Ontology annotation, cellular component: external side of plasma membrane. The record is from RefSeq and is a predicted model, not a curated record. The annotation marks the transcript as partial. The transcript has 4 exons. Gene Ontology annotation, biological process: negative regulation of T cell proliferation; cellular response to lipopolysaccharide; immune response. Lineage: Eukaryota; Metazoa; Chordata; Actinopteri; Cichliformes; Cichlidae.